Molecule: messenger RNA, 2887 nt
Organism: Linum trigynum
Lineage: Eukaryota; Viridiplantae; Streptophyta; Magnoliopsida; Malpighiales; Linaceae
Source: the annotation of a GenBank genome assembly
AAGCUUGAAGAAAGCAAAGAACUCUCUCUCUUGAGUCUUGAGCCUCUUCAUCCUCAAUCUUUCUCUUCUUAUGUCCUUGGGUGCAAGCAAUUUAAACUAAUUUUCUUUUCUUUCCCCCUACUGAAACUUAAAACUACCAAUUAUAACGCCACAUUCCAUUCUCAAGAUCAUAUCUCUUAUGUUGUCCAAAAAAAAAAAAAAAUCAUAUCUCUUAACCAAAAAAAUAAAAUAAAAAAUAAAUUUAGUCCCCCCUUCCUGCUUCAUCUUCAUCUACAUCUUCAUCUAUCCAAUUCAUUUCAGUCUCCAUCCCACCUAUAUAGUUCCCAAUUCACGCCACAGACAUCCCCCGCCCUCCUCGUUUCCCCCAUUUCUUUGAUUAUUAAAUUCCAUUUCAUUAUUAUUUAAUUAAUAAACCCAAUUCUAGAUUUCAAACAAGAGGGAAAGAGGAAGAAGAGGGCAUGAUUUGCAGAGGGAAGGAGAAAAAUAAUGAGCAUGCCCUCUCAAAUCUCGGUUCCCGUGCUUUCCCUGAGAUUUGGCAUCUGGGUUUUGCUCGAAUCGGUUCGUUGUGUCUUCUCCUUCAUCAAUUCUGAAUUGCCCAAUCUCAUUUCCGUUUUACCUUAUUGGGUCUUCGUUUUUCAGGUUUGGUUGAUUGAUCGCGUACUUGUUUCUUUCUUUUAGUAGCAUUCGGGGUAAGAUAUUGAAUAUCCCAUGUCUCAUUUCUUCGAUCGCUUUUGCUUGAUCUGAUCAUUCAUCGUUUUGAUGUGGUUCCCCCUUUUCUGGGUUUUGAUUGGAUCCAGGUAAAGUUUCAGAAUUUCGGCAAUACGAAAUAUAAAAAAAAUAUAUAUAUAUAUAUAAUUUAAAGAAAGGGAAGAUGCAAGCGUCAUCGGAGAAUGGGAAGCUAUUCAUCGGCGGGAUAUCGUGGGACACGAACGAAGACCGGCUCCGAGAUUACUUUGGGUCGUUCGGAGAGGUCGUGGAAGCCGUGAUAAUGAAGGAUCGAGCCACCGGUCGGGCCCGCGGAUUCGGUUUCGUGGUCUUCGCCGAUGGAGCUGUCGCUGAGCGAGUCACUCAGGAGAAACACAACAUCGAUGGAAGAAUGGUGGAGGCAAAGAAGGCUGUUCCAAAGGAUGAUCAGAACAUUCUGCACAGAACCACAAGUGGCAUUAUUCAAUAUGGUUCUCCAAGUCCAGGUCGAACCAGAAAAAUCUUUGUAGGAGGAUUAGCAUCCACAGUCACAGAAGCUGAUUUCCGUAACUACUUCGAGCAGUUUGGAACAAUCACAGAUGUGGUAGUUAUGUAUGAUCACAACACGCAGAGGCCAAGAGGGUUCGGGUUCAUAACAUACGAUUCGGAGGAAGCAGUUGACAAAGUCCUCCACUUGAAGACCUUCCAUGAACUCAAUGGGAAAAUGGUCGAGGUCAAGAGAGCAGUCCCCAAGGAGCUAUCUCCAGCUGGUCCAAGCCGUGGCACAUCUCCACUAAACAACUAUGGUCUUGGUAGGGUUAGUAGCAGCUUUCUUACUGGUUACAAUCAAGGAUAUAACCCAGGAACAGUUGGGUAUGGGCUUAGAAUGGACCACGGAGGAAGGUUCAGUCCUGUUGUUGCAAGUCGAAGUGGGUAUGGUCCCAAUUUUGGUUCUGGUUACGGGAUGGGUUUGAAUUUUGAGCCAGGUUUGAGUCAAGCUGCAUAUGGAGGGAGUGGUGGGAACUUUAACGGCGGGUUCAGGGGGAUGAUGAAUCAUCACCCUUAUUACAUCGAGAGCACAAAUAGAUUCAGUAAUCCAAUAGGGUAUGAUAAUGCAGGUAGUAAUAAUGGAGGAAAUACUUCUUUCUUCAGCUCGGUUACUAGGAACAUGUGGGGAAAUGGAGGGAUUACCAACUCUGCUGGUCUAGAUGAUGCUUAUGUGGGUCAUGGAAACACAUUUGGCAACCGAAGUAUAAAUUGGGGUGAUGAAGUCAACAACAAUGCACCCAACAAUAGUCUGAAUUUCUCAUAUGGCGGUGGAGAGAACAGCUUUAGCUUGGGGCCUUCUACAGGGGGCUAUGGAGGGGGAAGAAGCAGCAGUGGGAAUAACAGUGUGAUAAACCCUACUGCUUCAUCGGGUGGUGGGUUUGAUGGAGGAUUGAUAGCUGAUCAUCUCUACGUUGGAGGUGGUGGUGGUUCCGAAGAUUAUGGAGAACCCGCUUGGCGAGAUGGGGGGCUUCCACUUGGCAGUAAUAAUACAACUUCAGAUGUUGCAGUGAAAAGCCCUUCUCCUGGGUUUGUUGGUGGCUAUAGUGUUAAUAAAAGACAGACAACUAGAGGAAUCGCUACCUAGGUGGAUCAAGCUGUUGAAGCUGGUGGAAAUUACUGAGUAUUAGCACAGAUUUUCCCCUACAUUGAUAAGUAUAUUUACCAUGUUAGUUAAAGAAGGAUUUACCAUGGGGUUAUUCUGGAGAUGAACUGUGGAGUGCCCUGUCUCAAGAAGGAAGAGUUGGAAGUUUAAAAGCUUUAGGGAUAAUACAUAGAAGAAGAAGUUAUAAGGAAACUAUUAUGUUAUUGUUUUGAGUGCUUUCUAGGGGUUUUCAUCGUCAUUCUUAGCAUUGUUGGUUAAUGAGUGAAAUGUACAUCAGCUUGCGGCAGCCAUACAAAAAAAAAAAAAGAAGUAUUGCUUUCAUAGGUUUUCUUUUGUUCUUUAUCGUUGGGUUUCCGUUAAUGUCUCCUCUCUGUAGCAUACCUGGCAGGUUUGUGGAUUAUUGUCAGGUAUAUUUUCCUCUAUGCUGUAUUCCUUAUCCCCCUCGGAUUGUUUGUAUUGUUGAGCUUGGAGCUCUAGUGCAGCUAGAAAGUACAAAACUUGUCUGAAGGAUACCCAUCUAGGGUUCCUCAUUAAUAAAAAUAUUAUUAUUAC